Molecule: messenger RNA, 2138 nt
Organism: Coffea eugenioides
Lineage: Eukaryota; Viridiplantae; Streptophyta; Magnoliopsida; Gentianales; Rubiaceae
Product: amino acid transporter AVT1C-like
Exons: 12
Coding region: 844-1701 (285 amino acids)
Source: RefSeq, a predicted model, not a curated record
UCUGCUCACUUCAGGGGCAUUUUUGUCCUCCUAGCUUUUCAUCUGCUCACUUCAUCUGCUCAUUGCAAGCCUUUGCCGAAUGUUAGUGGAACAUUGGGUGUUUGCAGCAUUAUUAAGAAGCAUUAAUGAGACGUGUUGUUCAUUUUUUGGAGCCAGCUCAUUUUGUGUUGUUUAAUUACAUUUUGCUCCCUCAAAAUACUCAUUGAAUGGACUAUAUAUUUUCAACUCAUGUCUAACAUAGUCAUUUUACAAUAGCUUUUUACUUUUGCUGUCAGACUUUAGAAAAUUGAGCCUUCUCUUCUCCUGUUCUUGGUUUUGCUCGCUUUCCAGCUCAUUGUUCUUCUCAGCUUCUUCUCACUCUCUCUGUCUCUGGUUCUUGCCGAGAAGACAAAUGGCGUUUGGAGCCAGGAACGAGCAGAAAGUUAGAGAGAUCGUGAAGCCUCGCACCGACAAAAGAGACUACCGAAGAAUCGUUCUUCACAACGCUCACGAGGUCCUCCUCAUCAGCUGUCCAGAAACUGAUAAGGUCUAUGCAGCUGCUACUGUCUUUCUUGUACCAUUUUUGGAGAGGAAAGGAAAUUUCCUGAGAGAUUGUUUUCCUCAACAAGAAGGUGCUGGUUGAAGAUUGAGGAAAAUCACAAGGAAAUACUAAAAGGAGGAGAAAAAGAUUUAGCUUUUCAGAGGAAUAGGAUGUGGAAGAGUAAAUAAACAGAACCCAGUGAGUUUGGGAGAACGAAGUAGCUUGCUCCAAGCCUGUACAUCUACUUUUGAGAAGAUGGUUUGGACUUAUAAACCCAAGAUGUAGACAGAAGCUUGAACUAGCUGCAUUAACAAGAAGCAUUAAUGAGAUGUGAUGUUCAUUUCUAUCAGCCAGCUCAUUUUGUAGCUGGCACUGAUUUUAGGCACUGGAGAAAGAAGAUAGUGAAGAUGGAAAUAAUUCUGAUUCUAGCAGUUAUUCUAAUGAUAAUGAGGACGAAAGGCCGGAGAGCAAAUCUAUCACCACCUCUUGGCCUCAAAGUUACAGAUUCUGUAUUUAGCAGUGAAGCACUUGGUUUCUUGGAAGCUGUUAUAUUUCUAUGGCAGUCCAUCGAUUUAUACAGCAGUGUACCAUCUCCAAGUCUUAACUUCCUGGGGAUGCCUACGUUAUCACGUUUAGGCAGCUCAUUUAUCUCUUCUUCAUUAACAAGAAGAUACACUCCUGAAGUACUCCCUUCUUUGCAAAAACCUCUAUUACCACCAGUAGCAAAUGCACGGCAGCCACCAGAAAGGCGUAGUUCACAUUCUCUGCUGCCCUCCAUUCAAAGGAAGCCUUCCUUGAGAAAAGCAACUGCUGACAGGAAAUCAUGCAAGGUCUCACAUGAGGUUUCUCUUCCUCGCCAGAGUUCAUAUGGACAAGCUGUGGUGAAUGGCAUAAAUGUUCUUUGUGGUGUUGGAAUUCUUUCAACUCCUUAUGCUGUCAAAGAAGGUGGAUGGGUUGGGCUCUCAAUUCUGUUUAUCUUUGCUGGAUGGGUUGGGCUCUUAUGUUGUUUCUUACUACGCUGGGAUUCUCCUGCAUUCCUGUUUGGACAGUCAACCUGGGCUCGAGACUUACCCGGAUAUUGGCCAUGCUGCCUUCGGCUCGAGAUGCUACAUCUGUUUCACUCAUGCCAGAUCCAAAAGCUAGAUUGUAUUUAUGCAGCCUCUUUGUCACUGCUGCUUUGAUUUGUUGCGUAUACUUCAUCGGAACUCCAUUCCUUGCGAAGGAUGACAUAGCAAGUUUCUUUCUUUUAGUUCUUUUUAAUUCAUUCCAUGGGACAUGGACUUUGGUUUAAUUACCCUGCUGUUAUAAUGGUUUGCUUCAAUGGGUAUCACAUAAACAUUUCUGAGGGCACUUUGGGCUUUGACGCUACAACUUCUGGUUAACUUCAAAUAUCAGGCGUACUUUGUUUCUCCUCUUCCCCCUCUUUCAAGAGCUGUGUUGAAGGAUUUUGGUAGCAUUUUACUAAGUGCAACAAAUAUUAGUUUCGAAGAAUUGCAAGAUCUUCAACAUUCCCAUUUGGAUAAUCUGUACUGUGGUAUAUUAGAAGAGAGAUGAUGUCAAGAUGUGGUAAAAAUUUAGCAAAAGCCUUAUUUAUAUUGAUUUAAUAAUUUUUAAAGAA